AUGGCCCCGAAAGGAAUAAGUACGGGUACCUUGAAUCUGCGCUUUAUGCAGAAUGCUGCUCGUACACAAGAACAAACUGGAACAUCUGGAUCGUCCGCUGCCGCGACUGUUGCUGUACAGGAUGAUUCGCGCUGGGAACUUCCCCAGGCUGCGAAAGAGGGUUGGGGUAACAGUACCGCAACUACCUCAAAGGCAGGCAUAAUACAGCAAGAGACUUCAUAUCUUCCUUUCAUAUUUGGCGAGGACGCUUCGGUUGCAUCAACGAGCAGCAGCCAAACGCGAGGGCGGAGAUCAUGGAAUAAGAAGGGCGAAGAGGUGAAGAAGGAAGACGUGCCUAUUCCAACUGAGGUCGAGGCUGCGGUUCCACCUCUUACAGAGCAGAAGAAACUAUCUCGUAUCUCCGGUUCAGGCGCUGGUCAUGUUGUCUCUGCUCGUAAGGCGGAGCCUAAAGCGACAAAGUCCAAACCCGGUGGUAAGACUGCUCGACAAGCUCUCAGCCAAUCUGGCAGUGUAGGGGCCGACCUACGUACGGCAAGAAAAGUGGACUUCACCGAACAACUCGCAACUCCCUCGUCUCCAGCUGCUCCGACAACCUUCUUACGACCGUCGGGUGUUGACAUCCCUGCCGCUCCAAAUCAUGCGUCCGAAGCAGCGAACAGCAAUCAGUCAAGCAAGCGGUCGCGAGAAGCGUCCGAACCCGGAGAGAAGAAGCGAAAGAAGAAAAAGGCGUCUGUCGGCGAUACAUAG
This is a messenger RNA of Peniophora sp. CBMAI 1063, 747 nucleotides long. The record is from the annotation of a GenBank genome assembly. Lineage: Eukaryota; Fungi; Basidiomycota; Agaricomycetes; Russulales; Peniophoraceae.